Molecule: messenger RNA, 3296 nt
Organism: Capsella rubella
Lineage: Eukaryota; Viridiplantae; Streptophyta; Magnoliopsida; Brassicales; Brassicaceae
Product: bromodomain-containing protein DDB_G0270170
Exons: 9
Coding region: 78-2861 (927 amino acids)
Molecular function (GO): protein binding
Source: RefSeq, a predicted model, not a curated record
AUAUACACACACGCGGUUUGGAGUUUUUGGGUGUGCACUGAGUUCGAUAAAGAAGAAGAAGAAGAAGAAGAGGAAGGAUGAGUCAGAUCGCGAGACGGCGGAGGAAAGGUCGUCCGUCGAAGGCGGAUCUGGCGGCGCGGCGGCUUAGUAGUUCGUCUCCUGGUGAAUCGGGAUAUGAGCUCCGGCGAGGUCAAAGGCUGCGAAAUGUGAGGUACAACUUCGAUUUCGACGAUUACUUCGACGAGGAGGAAGAGGACGAUGUGGAAGAGGAGAAGAGGAGGCAGAAGAAGCUCAAGCAAGUUCUUAAGCUCAACCAGAGCCGCGCUAGAGCUGACCCUCCGAUUAAGAGCCGAGCGCGUGUGAGGCACGCGUCUGAUUAUGAAGAUGAAGAAGAAGAUGAUGAUGAUGAGGAGGAGGAGGAGGAGGAGGAAGAAGAAGAAGAUGCGAGUGAGAAGAGGAAAGUGAAGAAGAGGAAAAUUAACCGUCAAGACCAAGAGGAUGAAGAAGUAGAAGAAGACAAGGAUAACGAUGUGGGAGAGGAAGAAGAAGAAGAAGAAGAUCAAGAUGAAGAAGAUGAUGAUGAUAAGGAAAGGAAGAGGAGAAGCGCUCCUGGUACCAGUGGGACUCAGUGUGAUCAUUCUUUAGAAACAACACCCAUCCUUGACAAGAAGCCGUUGGAGUUGAUCCUCGACAAACUUCAAAAGAAAGACAUCUAUGGUGUGUAUGCAGAACCGGUUGAUCCCGAAGAGCUUCCUGAUUAUCAUGAUAUGAUAGAGAAUCCCAUGGAUUUUUCCACAGUGAGGAAGAAGCUUACGAAUGGAUCAUAUUCUACAUUGGAAGAGCUUGAGAGCGAUGUCUUAUUGAUUUGCUCAAAUGCGAUGCAAUACAAUUCCUCAGAUACUGUGUACUAUAAACAGGCAAGGACUAUUCAGGAAAUGGGGAAGAGGAAAUUCGAGAAGGCAAGGAUUAAGAUUAAACGUGCUGAAAAAGAGCUUAAAACAGAUGAAAAAGUGAAACCUGGCAGUUCUGUGAAGAAGCAAGUGAGACAGCCUUUCAGUCGAAAUGGUCUAGAGCCUGUUGGUUCGGAUUUCUCCUCUGGUGCAAACCUUGCUAGUGUAGGAGCUUCUCAAAACGAGCCUGGUUCAACUCAAACUGGUGGACAUGAAAAGCACAGCUACAUGGAUGUGCCUUUUGAGGGAAACACAUCCGUUGUAGACAGUCUAGAGAAAGCAGAAGACUUAUCAUCUGGAAAGGGUCUCUUUGGUAAAUGUGGGAGGAAGCUGUCUGUUGUUGAGGAAGACUGCUCUGCAACUUAUGGAAAUUCGGAUCAGCAAGCCGAUAGAUCUGAGUCUAUUUUCUCAACAUUUGAGAGUGAAAUCAAGCAGUUUGUUGCUGUAGGACUUCAUGCAGAACAUGCAUAUGGUAGGAGCCUUGCACGCUUUGCUGCUACUCUUGGACCCGUUGCAUGGAAAAUAGCUUCUCAGCGAAUCAAGCAAGCACUACCUGCAGACUUUAAAUUUGGUCGGGGAUGGGUUGGAGAAUAUGAGCCGCUUCCUACACCAGUACUUCUAUUUGAAACCUGCACACCUAAAGAACCACCUAAAGAAGCAUCCGUGUUUUCAAAGCCCAAGUCAAAAGCUGCUGCAAAGAAGAAUGAGACACUGUUUAAGACUCCUCUACCUGCAAAGGAACAAAAGAGUAAUAGACCUGUUCGAGAUGGAAACCAUGCUAGCCCGUUUCCAACAUCUAUUGGGGCUGUGUCAGAAGGGAUUCCAUCUUUUGUUGCUACUCAAGUAGGAAACCUAAAAUCUAAAAGCCAGCAUGAAUAUCAAAAUCCUUCUCCGCUAGAUUUUGUUAAGCCUCAAAAUAGGAUAGCUCAGCAAGUAGAGCUGAAUUUACCACCACCAGCAGAACAAACCAGUUCUGCUUCUGCUUUUGUUUCGGAAAAUCGAAGCUUUGGAAAAUCAGAUACAGUGGCAUCAUACAGGUCGUCCAGUGACAUGAACAUGAUGAGGAACAUGACUCCUACAGAUUCUGAACAUUAUAAGCAUCGGAUGACUAAUAACGGGAUCUUCUCUGGUGGAUAUAGUAAUGGAAAAGUCUCUGCCAAUGUGAACAACAGAAUGUUUGAUCUAUCUUCUGAUUCUGCUAAUCAAAUGAGUCGCACAGCAACAACUUCACAACAACCCAUGAGACAACAGAGUCAAAGCCACGGGGAACAAGCACAGUUAAUGAGAAACUUCAAUGAGAAGGCUCGAACACAGCACAACUCCGCUCAUAAUCACCCUAGAUCUAAUACCACGCCUAAUGGUUCGUCACCAGUAUCCGCAAGAAGUGAAGAUUCAAGCAAUGCUUCCAUGGCAGCAGCACGAGCAUGGAUGUCUAUAGGAGCUGGAGGGAAUAGUAAACAAACAUUUGAAAAUCAUAGUAUUCCGAAAAGCAACCAGAUUUCUGCAGAGUCCUUGUAUAAUCCUUCAAGGGAACAACUUCACCCACAAGCUUUUAGACCGAGAGACCCCGAAGAGACACAGUUCCAUCCUCAAAGGAAUGGUUUCCCUUUCCAGACAUUUGUGCAACAGCCUGUCCACGGGAUGAUGAACGGAGGAUCCCAACCAUUUCAGAACAACCGACCAAUUGUUUUCCCUCAGAUGGCUCCUCCAACUUCUGAUUUUUCAAGAUUCCAUGUCCAGUCUCCAUGGCGAGGAGGCAUUACUCCUCAACUCCAGUUAAAGCAGAGACAAGAGAACCUCAAUCUCCCACCAGAUUUGAACAUCGGAGUUCAUUCGCCUGAUUCUCCUGCAAAACAGUCUUCUGGUGUCCGUGUCGAUUCCCAACAGCCUGAUUUGGCGCUACAGCUCUAAAUAAAACAGUCAUCAAGAACAAACCCAACCAUUUCAAGGAGCAUCUUGAGUACUGUCCCAAGCAGAUGUUAUCGCCACAGCCUUUUUUUUGCCUGUUUUCUGUGCUCAUCAUUGCAUCAGGCGAUAUAAGGCUGGAUAUGUAAUUGAUCGCUGUGGAAGAAAACCGAAACAAACAUAAACCCAAGACCUCUUUAGCCAGGUGAGUCGACAUGUUAAUCAAUAUCUUUACUUAGGCUUCUUUAUUUUUAUUUUUUGUGUGUGAUGUGGUUAGUUUUGGUUUGAGGUUCAAGCCGGUAAAGUGUUAUCAGUCUAGUGAUCUAAGAGUUGAAAUUGGAGAAUGUUUAUUGAUGUCGAAUCCCCGGUUAGCUAACUAUUUUCCUAACUUAGAUGUUACAAUCAAACCAAUCUAGUUCUCUAUUCACCUGAUUCCAAGAA